AUUUCAUAAUGCACACCUGGCAUUCUUUGAAUGGAGGUAAAAAAAGUCGGUCACAUGGAACGGUUAUUGUCCCUGAAUUCUACAUAAAUAAGCAUUGCUUGUUUAUAAAUAUCUGUUAGACAUUAUUGCAAAGCAUUUGCAAAGUCAACUUAUCGCUAUUCUCUGAGGAAAAAAAAGAAAUGGACGCCGCUGCGGUUUUGGGUAGCGACUUUGGAUAUGUGGUGCUGGUCAUCGUCUCCUCCAUCUUUAUGAGCUGGUGGGUUGGGUACCAGGUCGUUAAAGCGAGAGAAAAAUUCAACGUGCAAUACCCUAAAAUGUACGGGGACGAUGAUCGAUUUAAUUGUUACCAGAGAGCCCAUCAAAAUACAUUAGAGGUUUAUCCUAUAUAUCUGAUUCUACAAGUGAUGAGUGGACUGUAUGCUCCGAAAUUGUCUGCAGUCUGUGGAUUAAUAUUUGUCCUGGGUAGAAUUGUCUAUGCCAUAGGAUACCAAUCUGGAGAUCCAAAGAAGCGUCUUCGCGGAUCAUUUGCAUACUUUGGAAUUCUUGGAAUGCUGGUGUGUUCCAUCAUGUUUGGACUCAACCUACUGCAAAUCGUUAAAUAGUGAACAAACAUUUAUGAAAUAGUCAAGGAAUUUUGAGAUUUACUUAUUCACUCACUAAUUUCUCUCUGAUGCGCAUUCAUGUAGCAUAAUAAUAUGAUUUUCAAAACUUCUUUAUGAAACUAAUUAUCGUCACAUACUCCAUUAAUUUUUGUAUAGUACAUCAUCAAAACGACGUGGUUUAGUGAGCCUAUUUAAUUGUUAAAUGUAAGUUAUAAUGCAUCAUACAAUGACCUGGGAAGGUUUAAGCAAUUUUGUACAUGUAUAGUUAAUAAAUAUAAAAACAUCUGUAAUAUGACUUGACAAACUUAAUUGAUUAAAUU
Molecule: messenger RNA, 922 nt
Organism: Saccostrea cuccullata (small rock oyster)
Lineage: Eukaryota; Metazoa; Mollusca; Bivalvia; Ostreida; Ostreidae
Product: glutathione S-transferase 3, mitochondrial-like
Exons: 5
Coding region: 180-602 (140 amino acids)
Cellular component (GO): endoplasmic reticulum; nuclear envelope; membrane
Molecular function (GO): glutathione transferase activity; glutathione peroxidase activity
Source: RefSeq, a predicted model, not a curated record